Messenger RNA from Cyprinus carpio (common carp), 5286 nucleotides. RefSeq names its product inositol 1,4,5-triphosphate receptor associated 2-like. The record is from RefSeq and is a predicted model, not a curated record. Lineage: Eukaryota; Metazoa; Chordata; Actinopteri; Cypriniformes; Cyprinidae. Gene Ontology annotation, cellular component: endoplasmic reticulum membrane.
UCCCAACCUUGGCGUCUCAGUACUUGGUUGCCCCUUAUAAAUAUUCUCUAAAGAUAACAGACACACCACAUGAAACUAAAGGUGGCCGUUUUAUUCAUCUUGAAAGUGGCGCAAACGGUUUAACGUUACGUCUGUCAGUUUGUGUUAAGUUUAUGUUUGAUUCGCCAUUAGUCGGAUUUUAUCAGAGCGAGGCUUUCCCUCUUUGUUCGCUCCAACAUGGAUGUCGGAGUGACCCCGAAACGGCACAAUCCAGUGGACAGCAUCUGCCGCAAGCUGCAGACCAUCCAGCGGCGAGAUCAAGAGGUUAACUCGCCCUUUCAGAUCACAAAAUUCCAGUCCAGCAGCUACGACAGCCCUCACUCGGGUCUGCGCGUCAACCUGGAGGCCAUCCUGAAGAAGCGUGCCGUCCGAACUGACGGAGACUCUGACCACAAUUCCUCUGCGAGCAUGUUGACCCCCACAGCUUCCCCGGGACCGGGGUCUGUCCCCAACACCCCUCGUGCUCCCAUCACACCUGGCAAUGCCACUUAUACUAUUACCAGCAUGCUGGGCACGUUAGGGGAGAGGAGAAAUGCAACAACGUACAGUCGGCCGUUUCGGCAUAACUGCUCCACCCCAGCAGCCCAGACUGGGGACAAUUACUUUAACUUUACCCCACGCUACUCCACACAAAACCUGCUGGAGCGGCCCGACACAGAGGUGAAGACCCCAAAGAUCCCAGCUCCUGGCUUGUUUUCGUAUAACCUGAACUUCUCCUCAGAUAUUUCUAACAUGGACCGUGAACUUACCUACCCGGCCCUCGUGGUUAAGAGACUUUCACUGGGCGAGGGAUCUCUGUUUCCCUCCGAGCCCAAGAAGGAGAGCAUGGCUGAGGUCAGUCUGAUUUGUGAGGAAGACCUGUUGGACACUAUUUUUCAGGCCUGUGACACACAGUGCAGAGGUAAAGUUUAUGUAUCGCACAUUGUGGACUUCUUGAGACACACCACUUGCCGCAGUUCAGAGGACAGCGGCCUAGAGGAACUCUGCAAUAUGCUGGACCCAGAGCACAAGGACAUCUCCAUAGACCUGGACACAUACCAUGCCAUCAUGAAGGAGUGGAUCGAUGAUUGCCGCAACCAGGGGAAGGACUCAGAGAAUGACACCCAACAGGAAUCAUUCAAACUAUUGGACAGUUUAUCAGCAAGAAGAUCCGCUCUACUAAAUAUGACCUCAGGUAGUCUUGAAGCAUUCGGAGGGGAAGCCUCCAGAGCUGACCUGGAGACGUCAGAUCUGGUCUUCUGUGUGGCAGAUCUGCAGCUAAAUAACCAAAAGCUGCAGGAGGAAGUACGUAAACUGAAGCAGGCGGUGGAAAACAUGGAAGACACCAACCAGAAACUCAUUGAGGAAAAUGAAGAGCUCAAGGCACAAGCUAAAAUGGGGCAGCAGUUAUUCCAGAAGGAGAAGAUGCUUAAAGAGGAAGUUGAGGAGAUGAAGCUGAGCCUGACCUCUUCAGAAGAGAGUCGAGCUCAGGCCUCAGCUCAAAGAAAGCAGAUGGAACGGGAAAACCAGAGUCUUAUAUCCAAAAUUGCUGCUCUACAAGAGGAGAACAUGAAAGUCACAAUGGAGGCAGAAGAGCUUCAGAAAAAAAUCAGUGACCUCUGUGACCUUAAUGCUGACCUUCAGGUCCAAGUUCAUUCAUUUGAUGCCAUUCUGGCUGACAAGGAGUCGAUAAUUCAGGAGAAAAAUAAACAGAUAGAUGAACUGAAGGUGGCCAUUGUGGAGUAUUCCUCAGUUACAGAGCUGUUGAGAGCAGACAAGAACAAACUGGAGAGUCAAAUGCAGAUGAUGCAGCCUGAUAUGACAAUCCCAGGUCUCUCUCUUUCUGUGGCCUACAGACUAAAUCAGAUGAGUUCAGGCUCUCUUCAGACAGAGUUGGCACUGGCACAGAAUCCCCUGGAGGGUUUGGAGCAUCUGUCCUCCUCUGUUUGUUUUGCGUCUUCUCUGGAUGAGACUCUAGAUCGUGAGGUUCUUCUGCUCCUCCAAGGCCCGACUCCAGAGCAGCUGUCUCUGGAGUAUAAAACUCUGAUCAGCAGACUGAAAAGGGAGUUUAAGGAAGACGGCAUGACCUGUCUCACUGCAUUCAGAGGCCUUACAGAGCACAUUGAAACUCAGGAGGUCAGCACUGAACUCAAGAUACAGGGCCUUGAGGUGCAGCUCGAGCAGAGGAGGAGUGACUGGACCCGCAGUCUGGAGCAGUUGGACCAGUACACAGACUCUCUGGAGAGGGAGCUUCUAAAGAUGGCUAGCAACAUGCGACGUUCUCGUACUGAGAUCUUGCACCUGUCUGUCAAGGUACAAGAGCAGGAGAAUCAGAAGCAGCAGUUGCAAGAGGAACUUGACCAACUAAAGGCUCCGCUGGACAACAGAGAGGCCAGCAGCCAAACACCGGAUCACCUACAGCAGGUUGUAGAAGAGCUGGAUGGCCCCUCUCUUGAAUGGGAUGAGGAAUAUGUGUUGUCUGAGUCUCCACCUUUACAAGAGCUUGGGCCUGGCCAGGAGAUGCUUCAGGAGCUCUGUUGUGAUGAAAAGGGACUACAGGCCCUGAAACGGGAGGAGGAGGUGGAACACACAGAGACUGUGAAGUACAAGGAGAAGAUCACAGAAAGGGCUGAGGGAGAAGGUGAAGCAACACAGGAUUCUGGAGUAGGGACCGGGGAGCUACAGAGAGACUCCACCCCCUCUCCGAUGCCUCUACCAGACAACAACACUGACGGAGAAUCACAAGAAACUCCGUUUGUGGGUGAGAGAGGAAUGCAGAGGCCUUUCACAUCUCUAAAGGAGGAAGACAGACUCCCAGAGUGCACUGGGCCUGAGGACGCCCACGAGCAGGCUGCUCCUCUGCCUCACACCCACAGUCAGUGUGCUGAUGCUACAUCUGUGAGCUCUGAGAUGCCCCAUGAACAAGUGACCUCAGUCAAAGACCUUAUUUCAUCUACUGAACCUUCCUCCUUUGUGACCUCCGAGAUGUUAUCUCCCUCAUCAGUCCAGCCUGAAGUUGGUGAUUCUCAUACAGGAAGGACCCAGCAGCCUACUGCCACAAACAGAGGAUCUGAGGGAGAGUGUGCAGCCACAAUAGCCGACAUGAGUGACUUGCAGAGACUGAGUGAGGGACAGCUUUCUAAAGUGUCAAAAUCAGACAAGAGUCUCUUGCUGCCAGUAGCAGAGGAAGAGGAGGCCAUGCUAGAGGCGGCGGAGUCGAUGUCAUCUGGGGUGAACUCACCAGACAAAGACAAGUCAGACAGCUCAGCCGCCUCAGCUGACUCAUUAAAGGAUCCUUCUGAAAAAGCGAAGGACAUGACCUUUGACCCCACAGUCAGUGAGGGUAAUCAUCCAUCAAUCCCUGCUGUGCAAGGCUCCAAAAAAGACCCUCUGACUCUGAGGAACAAGCUCAAGAAGGAAAUGAGCAGUAUGGAAGCCAUUGAGGAGCAAAAAGCUCAGGAGGAUGGUGAGCCUUCAGUGGCGACAGAAAAAGAAGGUGACGCAUCCGUUAUCUCUGAAAAUGCCAGCGAUUCCACCAAAGAUGACAAGAACAGCCUGUCGCCAAGUGACAAAGAAAUAGAGGCGGAGUUCCACCGACUCUCUCUAGGCUUCAAAUGUGACAUGUUCACCCUGGAGAAGAGGCUACGCCUGGAGGAACGCUCACGAGACCUGGCUGAGGAGAACGUCCGGAAGGAAGUGAACAGUUGUAAAGGUCUGCUGCAGGCCCUGAUUCCACGGUGUGAGGAAGAUAACCAGUCCAUGGAGAUCAUCCAUCGUCUGCAGAAGAACCUGGAAGUCCUCAUCCAAUCCAUGACCAGAGUGUCCAGCCGUUCAGAGAUGCUCGGGGCCAUUCAUCAGGAGACCAGAGUGGGUAAAACGGUGGAGGUGAUGAUUCAACAUGUGGAGAACUUGAAGAGGAUGUACACCAAGGAGCACACAGAGCUGCUGGAGCUCAGGGAGAACCUCACACCGAAUGAGAGGUCCUUUGGAUCCCACACUGAGCGGGAUGAUAUCAGAAACAAGAAGCAGUCAACCGCAAACAUUUUUAAAACCACUAGCCGACGCAUCAGUAUAGUUAUUCCCCGCAGCAGUGGAGGACAGACCCAUUUUGACAUGCCCAAAGACAUGGCAGAAACUGAGGUAGAGAGACUCUCCCGCCGAUCACCAUGGAACAUGGCAGCCAAGAGGCCACCACUAAAGCGCUUCAUUAGCUCUGGUACUUGGGCCGACAUAGAUGAGCCCACUCUGAUGAAUAGGUAUGGAUAUGACACAGACUCUCACUCAGAGGAGGAGCGGAAAGAAGAACCAGAGGAAAGAAGGAGUAGCAUAACAGAACUAGGCAUCAAAAUCACCUCCUUCAUAAUGCCAAAUAAGACUCCCAGCCCCAGCCCAACAGAUCAAGCUCCUCCCAGUCUGAUGGAGGGGAGGCCUGCAGUGUCCAGAGGCACCAGGGGAAUCUGGAUUUGGGUGGCCUUGCUUGUUGUUCUAGCUGUUCUACUGGCUCUGUUGGCGAGCCUGAUGAUGCAGCCUGCAGUAGAUGCAGCACCUGUGGGCACUGGGGACUCCUGGAUGACCAUCCAGCAGCUUCUGUGGCCCUAUACUGGGCUGAGGCACAACGGCCAGCCCCCUGUGUGACACCAGGGGGAUCGGCAAGGCUGCAGUGGCCGGUCCUGACAUUCAGCAAAAACUCUGGCUACAAGAGCUGUGAUGCAACACUACCACCUGUCUUUCUAACAGAACACUUUGUGACCAUUUCUUACCGAAGGUAAAAAGAAAAGUGGGUGUCUCGAGAGAGAUAUGCUGAAAAAUGCAGACUGCUUGGAUGCUGUGUACACAACUCGUAGUGUUGGCAGUGUAUGUAAUAAGCACUUUUAUGAGACCAUCGGUGCCAGCCAGUCACAAGGUGGAUAUUUGGAUAGGAGUGAGAUGAGCAGACUGCAACAAUGUGAACUUCAGACAUCAUAUAUCGGUUGCCCGAAAAGGCUGCCUUUUUAAACAUUUUGAAAUUGAUCAGUGUAUUUUUUAUGGGCAGUUUGAAAGAGUAUUGAGAUGAGACAUUUUUAAAAAUUAUAUUUUUUCUUUUUGUUAACUUAUUAUUUUACAGUUUUAUGCAGUAGAGUUUUUUCAAUAUUAUUAAUUGUUACAAACACAUGGUUUUUAAUUCUCAUAAAGCUGUUGGUUUGGUGUUUAUUGUAAAAAGUUCAUAUACUUUUGUAUGUUCCAAAGAGGGGUGAGAGAAACUUUGCACAAUAAAAGAAACUGAUCCAA